AUGCUCUUUGACAAAGAAUCAAAAUAUCCAAAAACUUUUGUAAUUUAUAGAAAAUGUUUGCUUGAUUGGAAAAUUAAAAUUGAGGAAGAAUAUUAUAAACCACCUGGUAAACCAUUUGUUGAAUUUCAUUAUGAAAAUAAACAUUGUGAAAAAUCAACAUAUACAGAAAAAUAUUCAAACAAAAUAGCAUAUCGAUUAGAUGACAAAUGGUUUGAUGGGUAUGAAAAACAAAAAAUUCUAAUUAUCGAUAAAUUUACUGGAUCUCAAUUAUAUUUUUCAACAUUACUAAAAAUUUUAUCUGGUCAACAAAGAUAUUUUGAUAUUAAAGGAGCUAAAGAAAUUAAUCAUGUUAAACAUGUGAUUAUUACAAGUAACAAAAAAUUAAAUAAUAUAUAUAAAAGUUUUGAAUAUAAUGAAGAACAGUUUGAUUGGCAAAUUAAUGCUAUUUGGCAUUAUAAAAAAUCGGAUACAGGAUUUUCAGAACGUAAAUGUGAAAAAAAUCCAUAUUUGAAACAAUUACAUU
Cetraspora pellucida is the source of this 523-nucleotide messenger RNA. NCBI's taxonomy places the organism in Eukaryota, Fungi, Glomeromycota, Glomeromycetes, Diversisporales, Gigasporaceae. The record is from the annotation of a GenBank genome assembly.